Molecule: messenger RNA, 1326 nt
Organism: Thamnophis sirtalis
Lineage: Eukaryota; Metazoa; Chordata; Lepidosauria; Squamata; Natricidae
Source: RefSeq, a predicted model, not a curated record
ACAUCCAUCAGACUCCGUUUCUUCCAGUUCCCCAGCAUGGAAGGGAAAGCGGUCCAUGUGGCACUCCUGAUCUUCUUCUUGCUCUUCGUGGCUAUGACCGGCUGUUUCCUCUGGCAAUACAGCCUACCCAAAGUGAAGUCUGGUGAGUAUGAAGCCCAACAAAGCUCGGGGUUUUGUGGGAUAGUUUCAGAGGUGGACACGCUCCUCCGGCAUAAGAUCCACAACCCGGGCCUUCCAGCGUUGUCGGCCAUUGUCAUCUACAACGACACCGUCUUGUGGACCGGGAACUUCGGGAAACGCAACGGCUCCAGCGAGUUCUCGGGUCCGCCCAACGAAUAUUCCAUUUACAGGUGCCAUUAUAGCAACCUGGCCUUCUCCCUAUUGGCUUACGUCUUAGCUGAGCAGGUGGCCAAGAGCGAGUACCAGAACUGGGUCUCGGAGAACAUCCUUGACCGCCUGGGGAUGGAGGACACGGGUUUUGAUAUCACGCCCAACGUCCGUUCCAGAAUGACCGUCGGCGUCUACGGCAGUGGAGAAGUGGCUCCUCUCUACGAUCUGGGCUGGUAUAGGCCUUCUGGCCAGAUGUUCUCCACGGCCGCCGACCUGGCCAAGUUAGCCAUGGUCUUCUUGGGCACCUACCACCGGCGUCUCCUGGAGCCCGAGACCCUGAAGGUCAUGUUGACCCCGCUCUUGAAGUGUUCCAGGGACUACUUCGCCAACAAGACGGGCACCCCCUGGGAGAUUAACGAGCAGAUGGGUUACGACGUCCUCCGGAAGGACGGAGACAUCGAUGGCUUUUCGGCCACCUUCUCCCUGGUCCCCAAACUCCGCCUGAGCUUCAUCGUCUUGAUGACCGGUCCUCGCCCCCAAGGAAGGGACAUCGUAACCCAGAUCUACGAGUACCUGAUACCCUCCCUGGAGUCCGCUUUUCGGGAAGUGGAGAAGAGGCUCCAGUCUCCACCAAGCGCUGCUCCCUACGUGGGCUACUACACCUUCUCCAACCUGACCUUCUACGAGAUCAAGGUGGGGCCCGGAGGAGAGCUGUUGAUGCAGCAGUUCGGGCCUCACAUCGAGAAGAUCAUCCCUGAAAGUUACCGCACCAUUAAGCUCCAUCACCUCGAAGAUCGGACCUUCCAGGCGGUCUUUGAGAAGGAAUUCCCGUGUAUCCUGAAGAUCGGACCUGCCUCGAUUUCUCUCGAGGCUCAGGACGGGCAGCUGUUCAACUUCUACCCGUUUAACCCCAAGGGCCUCUCUCCUGGUUUUGAUGUCCCAGGGUUGAACACCUACAACAUCCUCCGUCUUCACAGGAGACCUGUCUUCUCUUAA